CUAGCUAGGAAAUGGAUCGUCAUAUGGAGACCUGGAUUACUCUAAAGCGUUAUUGUGUAUGUGGUGAUGGUUUAAUUGAGUGUUUGUUUAAAAUCAAGUGAAAAUAUUGUGAAGGGUAUGUGUGUGACGGCCCUGCGCUUUACACGCAUAAUUGGUCAUGUGCAAAUAUUAACCAUGUCGCCGUAUAGCAUGGCUCUCUUUGGUAUGGUGUGGCUUUUACGUGUGCGAUCAGAAAUGAAGCGUUGCGCAAAAUGUAGACGACAAGAAUUAGCACAAGCUGAGGAUCGCGCACCUCCGGCUACUUUCUUUACAAUAGACACCCCUAACGCCGUUCCUUGUCCAGAUACUGUUAGCCCAAGCCACAAUUUAGCACCCACGACAUACUGCGAAGUUCACGGGUAUAAUCCACCAAAGGAAGACAUACAAGAAUUUUACGAACUAACGCUUUUGGAUGAAACUAAAUCAAUUCAACAAAAAACAGCGGAAACCAUUCGAAUCGCUAACAAAUGGGAAACCAGCGAUGGUCCAAUUGCAACACCCUUCGCAAGUAAUGAUACAACAACCACGAUUAUCUUCAGUGAGUUUAGACAACAACUACCAGGACCUUCAGUGAGUUUAGACAACAACAACAACGAUGACCUACUUCAAAUGACCUUGGAAUUGGCGCACGCGCAGAACUCAAAGUAA
Messenger RNA from Photinus pyralis (common eastern firefly), 687 nucleotides. RefSeq lists its product as uncharacterized. The record is from RefSeq and is a predicted model, not a curated record. NCBI's taxonomy places the organism in Eukaryota, Metazoa, Arthropoda, Insecta, Coleoptera, Lampyridae. The coding region runs from base 118 to 687 and encodes 189 amino acids. The transcript is spliced from 3 exons.